Molecule: messenger RNA, 2144 nt
Organism: Peromyscus maniculatus bairdii (prairie deer mouse)
Lineage: Eukaryota; Metazoa; Chordata; Mammalia; Rodentia; Cricetidae
Source: RefSeq, a predicted model, not a curated record
GAAUGCUGCACUCGCCAUUUGUAAGGUCGGUGGGUGCAGUCAGAAUGCUCGUGAGCCAACAGGCCUUGAGCUCCAAGAUGAGGCUGAGCGCUGCCAUAGCAACGUCCUGGACAUCUAGGUCUUCGGCCGCAACCGCUGCAGCAGGGACCCAGGUCUUCACCUUCUCACACUGGGUGUGGUGGUGUGGGACUACAGAUGGCCCAACCAGGUAGGAGAGACUGCCCUGCUCCUCCAGCAAGAAGAUAGACAGACGAUAGACUGACGGGUGGCUUUCAAGAAUGCCCUUCCAGAAACACAUCUGCUACCCUCAGUCCGACAGCCUGGAGAGGUAUGAUGCUCCAAGGGAAGGAACAUCUUCCGGGCUCUUUGUCACCCCCAGCUCGGCAUCUGGAUCUCUGCCCUCCUUCCAAUUCCGACCCCGUAUAGAGAAUGUGGACUGGAGGCGGCUGGGCGCCAUUGAUGUGGACAAGGUGGUAGGAGCUAGGGAUAUCCUGACACUUCAGGAGAACAUCAUGAACAUCACCUUCUGCAAGCUGGAGGACGAGAAGUGCCCGCGUUGCCAGUUGGGGGUGGACCCACUGCUGUUGAAGCUCACCCGCCUGGCGCAACUCACAAUCGAGUACCUGAUGCAUUCCCAGGAGUUCCUCGCCUCACAGCUGAACGCAGCGGAAGCACGGUUGCGCCUCAGUCUGAGGGGCUGUGAGCAGAACAAACAGCUACUCACUAAGCAGGCUGAGGAGAUCAGACUGCUCAGGCAGGAGUGUAGGCACGGGAAGAAGGUGUUGUCUGCCCAGCAGCUGAUGAUGGGCCAGGCCAAAGCCAGCCAUUACCAGUGCCGUUUUUGUGACAAAGCCUUUAUGAGCCAAGCCUUUCUACAGAGCCACAUUCAUCGCCGUCACCCUGCAGAUUCUUGUCUUGGGAGAAGUACCAAGGCACAGAAUGACAAGCUGCAGAAGGAGAUCGACAUGUUGAAGGAGCAGCUGUGGUUCACCAAGGCUCAGCUAGAGGCCACCCAGCACACCCACACAGUCAGGACCUCUGAAGACCAGGAAGCGCUGAAAACCAAAGAGGACUUUCAGCAAUUAGUUGAUAGAUGGGAGGAGGAAGAAAAACAGAAACUGAGGGAUGAGAUGGGAAAAGUCAAGGAGAUGUUUAUGAAGGAGUUUAAAGACUUAACUUCUAAGCAUUCCGCUUUAAAAUAUCAGUUGUUGGAAAUCCAGAAAUCCAAUAUGCAGGACAAGCUCCACAUGGGCACCUGGAGAGAUUCUCGGUUUAAAGACUGAUUUCCACAUCCCAGCCUUCCCCAAACGUGCUGCACCCCCUUGAGUGUGAGUAAGCCAGUGGCCGGAUGGACUUCCAAGUUCUCAAGAAUGCGGCAAGGAGCAGGGUCAAGUCUUUCUCAGGCAACCGCAGCCGCCCUGAGGUCAUGAGUGCAACAGCCCUGUCAGGUCCAGAAGACACUGAUUGACAACUGUCAUCCACAUUGUCUCCUACACUCUUUCCACCCCUUUCUUCUCUGUGUUGUUUCUUGGUGUGCGUGUGCGUGUGCGUGUGUGAAAUGUCUCAGGGUUGAGAGUUCCAUAGCCAUGUAUUCUCCACAAUUUGGCCAAUUGUAAGUCUGUAUUAGCCUCUGCAUCACAAAAAGGAAGCUUCUCUGAUAAAAGCUAAGAAGUUACCUUAUUUAUCUGUAAGUAUAAAGUAUCAUCUAGAAGGUAAUUUGAUGCUCUAUCCAUUAAGCAAGAUAAGUCUCAAUUCCAUCAUAAAGCAGUUGGUUGCCCCCCACACAUUCCUGCCACUAUUAUACCAUAAUAAUAUCUUAACAUUUACAUUUCUGUAAGUUCAGGGACCCCACCCCACCCCCAUGUACAGACAAAGCCUUACAAAAUCUACAUUUUCAAUUCCCAGGUUAUAAAUACUUCUCUAUGUUUUAAAAUAUUUUCAGAAUCAUUUUAUUAGCUAAGUGGUGAUCCCUCUGGAUGCUGUUACUUAAUCCUUCCUGUGUGGCUGAAGACCUUUACAUGUAACUGGAUGUUUCUUCUCAUUUCUAAGCAAGUAUAAAUAAAGGACUGUUCUCAUUAACAACAACAACAAAUACUAGGAAAGACAUUUAGAAGAAAAAAUAAAUAAUAUUUGAUAAUUAUUAA